CGUACAGCCCAUACAGUUUCCUGACACUCCGACGAGCAUCACACCGAGAAAAAAAAACUUUAAACUGUAGGAAUAAUCUCGUAGUUUUAGGCGAUUUUACUGCUUCAUCAUGGGAUUGACCAUGUCGUCGCUGUUCAGCAGGCUGUUCGGAAAGAAACAGAUGAGAAUUCUCAUGGUGGGACUGGAUGCUGCUGGCAAAACCACUAUAUUGUACAAACUGAAACUUGGAGAAAUUGUGACCACCAUUCCUACCAUAGGUUUUAAUGUAGAGACUGUUGAAUACAAGAACAUCUGCUUCACCGUGUGGGAUGUCGGUGGCCAGGACAAAAUUCGUCCUCUCUGGAGACACUAUUUUCAGAACACCCAGGGUUUGAUCUUUGUAGUGGACAGUAAUGACAGAGAGAGAGUGGCAGAGUCUGCAGAGGAGCUUUCGAAAAUGUUACAGGAAGAUGAACUGAGGGACGCCGUGUUGCUAGUUUUCGCUAACAAACAGGAUCUGCCUAACGCCAUGGCUGUCAGUGAGCUCACAGACAAACUGGGUCUGCAGAGUCUACGCAGCAGAACGUGGUAUGUUCAAGCAACCUGUGCUACACAAGGCACUGGACUCUAUGAAGGACUGGACUGGUUAUCAAACGAGCUCUCCAAACGCUAGCGUGCCUGUUGUGAGGCGAGAGAUGGUGUGUACGAACCAAUGGGACGGCUAAAGAUUCCUCAUAGAAUUUAAGUGUAUGACACAACUGGAAGCUGGGAAGGAAACAUCAAACACGCACCUGUCUUAGCUUUCCUUUUCUACAGUAUAUAUUCUUCUGCCCAAGUUUAUCUUUCUUUUUCAGUUUCAAAAGCACAACUUUUUUUUUGUAUUGCAGAGAGGAAAAAUAUUUUCAAAGACCCUUUUUCUCUUCUGCUCUUUCAGUUUCUUAGAAUGGCCUCUGCAAAACCAAAAACAUUGUUUUUGGUUUAGCUUUAGUAUCUUGAAGUGUUUAUUUUAGUGUGUAUUUGAGAUCUACAGAUAAAGAGCCUGUGUUCAAGCUUACUGAAGAUUUUGGGGGUUGCUAAAACACACAAAACUGGAUUAAAAAUGGGGAGGGGUCAUUCGGAAGAACAAAGCCAUGCCUACUCAUUCAAUCUCUAUUGAUGUGCAACAUUUUAAAGAUUGUUACAUUGCUUUAUCCACUAAAUGGCUUGGAGUCGCAUGUGGUCCUUCUAAACAUUCUCUUUGACUGUGCAUGAAUCUUCUUGAAUUUAUUUCAUUCUGGAUCUUGUUUGACAUUCCCCACAUCAACAGCACAUGGCACGAAAAGUUUAAUGUCAUAGAAUUUUUCUUUUCAGAUUUUUUUUUUUUCUUGUGGCAAAUGUUGAAAUGUUUAAAGGGAGCAUAAUGCUCUAAUGCCACAAUAACGCAUUUAUACCACAGUCUCUUUUGAAGCUCUUUCCAUUGUAAUUUAAAGUUGAAAUUAACGUGUUUUAUGUUUGUUAUGCCAUUGGGAAAAUGCUGAUGAGUUUUUGCUCAAGCGUGUUACUUGAGCUUAUUGUUAUUUGUGACAGAAUUGGACUCCUGAAUGUUGAUUUAAUGUACUGAUGAAUUCCAUGUCUGGUUGAAAUGGUUUGCUUCCCAAAACUGGUGUGUAAGAGAUACAAUCUAUUUUACCCUAAUUAUCAUGACAAAUUUGUGUAUUAUAUGUAAGAUAUUGUUUUAGAAUAAAACAUAAUCGUGAACUUA
Messenger RNA from Myxocyprinus asiaticus (Chinese sucker), 1720 nucleotides. Its product is annotated as ADP-ribosylation factor 4. The transcript is spliced from 6 exons. NCBI's taxonomy places the organism in Eukaryota, Metazoa, Chordata, Actinopteri, Cypriniformes, Catostomidae. Gene Ontology annotation, biological process: intracellular protein transport; vesicle-mediated transport. The record is from RefSeq and is a predicted model, not a curated record. Gene Ontology annotation, cellular component: plasma membrane; cytoplasm. Gene Ontology annotation, molecular function: GTP binding; GTPase activity. Bases 110 to 652 code for a protein of 180 amino acids.